This is a messenger RNA of Dichomitus squalens LYAD-421 SS1, 471 nucleotides long. RefSeq lists its product as uncharacterized. The record is from RefSeq and is a predicted model, not a curated record. The annotation marks the transcript as partial. The transcript has a single exon. NCBI's taxonomy places the organism in Eukaryota, Fungi, Basidiomycota, Agaricomycetes, Polyporales, Polyporaceae.
GUACCCCUCCUCCGUGCCUACAGCCCCUCCGCUAGAGACCACUUCUACACCACUGACACUUCUGAGAUGAAGAAUGCGGUGACCAACCUGGGCUACCUGCAAGAGGGCAAUGCGGCGACAGUUCAUCCUAACCAGACCCCGAAUACCAUCCCACUCUACCGUCUCUGGAGCCCUUCCUCCCGAGACCACUUCUAUACUACUUCGGCCAGCGAGCGGGACAAUGCCGUCCAGAGACUCAAAUACUCCAAGGAGGGCAUCGCGGCUUACGUUUACGGGACGCAGUUAUGCGGUACCGUGCCGCUGUAUAGGAUGUACAGCUCGUCGGCCAAGGACCACUUCUACACCACUAACGCGGCGGAGAAGGACAAUGCCGUCAAAAACCUGGGAUACUCCUACGAGGGGAUCGCGGCCUAUGUCAAACCUCAGCGCUCAGCACUGCCGGUGAGAACGUGCAUGGCGUCAGUUAGCUAA